Molecule: messenger RNA, 4520 nt
Organism: Ilyonectria robusta
Lineage: Eukaryota; Fungi; Ascomycota; Sordariomycetes; Hypocreales; Nectriaceae
Exons: 1
Coding region: 479-4159 (1226 amino acids)
Source: RefSeq, a predicted model, not a curated record
CUCAUGGACCCCACAGUACCCUUACUAACCCCCCCGCCACCAUCGCGCAUUGGACGUGACCCUGUAGCCACCCGGUAGCCAUCCCGUGACAACCAGAACCUAAGGCCAAGCAGGGGCCGGCCGGCAAGGUGUAACACAACAACAGGUUCCAUUUCCAGAACCCAGUUCCCAAACCCAGAUCCACGACAAUCUCAACCACUCUAAUCCCCGCGCCGCAAACAACUUGCCAUGAGUCCGUGAGGGAUUCUCUCUCCGCUUGGACCGGCAUUCACUCCCUCUAUCCUCGACAUCCUGCGUCCUUGGUCUCGCCCGCCGUCUCGCUCAACCUUAGACCUUCGACCUCCCGGCUCCCAUCCCCCGAGAUCGCCCUCGCCCCCGAAACAAGAAAAUGCUGCACCGCUCUCCCGGUCACCAGUGACGACAAAGCCUGCCUCCCAUCAGCGAGCGCGACACUGGCAUGUGGUGAAGCUUACGCGCAAUGACGGACAAGCGUAGCCCGUCAACUCUCGCUGCGUAUGGGAGACGUGAUGGCCCAGUGACGCCUGAGAUUCCCACUAGGUUCAGCUACGACCACGCCUCGAGGGCCGAGCCCGCCACCAUCGGCGCCCUGCUCAAUGCUCCCACGUCCCCCGAACGGCCUCUCGCCUUCUCCGACGACGAGCUUCUCCCGCGCUUCAACCUCAAGGCCCGCGACCCCGGCCAGAGCAGCGGCCAGAGCAGCGGCCAGAAUGCUGGCCGAGCGAGACGCAUGAGGCGCACCCACAAGGCUCAACCCAGCGGUGCCUUCCUCCUGCAGGAUGCCGUGGUCGGCGACGAUGAUUAUAACCAGUCACGGCGUCCUCGAAACAGGUCGCAGCAGAGGCCAAAGGAUGCACUGGAACCCCUUUCGACAAGCGCCCCCCGAGAUUUCGGCCUGGGCAUGAAUCCUGGGGGCAGCAGGAACCGGACCCGGAUUGUUUCCCCUGAUACAUCCCAGGAAGAGCUGUUCCUCAAAAAGCGAGAUGGCCACGCUCGCAGACCGCGUGCCUCCCAGCAGGCCUCUACUGCCCUCGACGUCGACUCUACCCAGAUUGUCAAUAUGGCCUUGAAUCUUAGCGAGUCAAGGCGUAUAGCAUCGCGACGCAACAUCACCCGGACCAACCCACCUCGAUUGACCCCGGUACAAGACGCACCCGCCGGAGGCAAUCUCAAAGCCCACCUCCAACAACAACGAAAAACGACACGAAAUAUAUCUCCCAAGCCACCCCAGGCUUUGAACCCCCGGCUUUCUGGUGUCAGGUCAAGCAGCCCCCUCCGUCCCCCGUUCGACACAGGAAACGAAGGCCCCUACCGAUACCACUUCUCAACAUCAACUCUGGCAAGAGCUCAAAAGGCUCGCGAGCAUCUCGAGCUCAUGUCACAGUACAGACGUCUGCUGGAGGUUCUCCCUCCCCUGAAAAUGGGACCCGAUCGACCCUCGGCUACUAGCCCACCAAGCUCUCCUAUUAACGGAAAAUUGACCAAGUUCGGGUCGACAGAGCCUAUACUGUCUGGUGGGCGAGAGUACAAUCCCUUGCAAUACAUCCGAAACCGAAAAGUUCGAGCGAGAGAAAGACUGGUCAUAGACGGUGACACGCAAGGAUUUAGUGACGUUGAGUCAGUUAAGAUGUGGGUUGAGAAGGCAUCGCAGCGAGCAACUACUCUAGAGGUCCUUUCUGGAGAUGACAGCUCCAUUUUACCCCCCUUUCCUUCUGCCGACGAAGUUGAGUCUCAACUGUCACUGGAUUCUGCCCCUAAAGCAGCUCUUCGAGUACGCCGCCCCCGAGUUGAUUGGUUCUUCGAGCCGUGCGACAUGAUAGCGGAUGCUUAUUGGGUGGAACGGGAUCAUCACAAGCAACUCAUUGAGGACCGCAAUUGGUUCAAGAUCUUUCCUGAAGGGGCAGUUCUGAGCCGGCCAAUGUCGCAGCAAACAGAUGAACUUGGGACCGGCGUGACCCCGUUCCCUACCAACACUCUGGAAGACGCCGAGCCGACUUUCGAUCCAAAAGAUCAAAAACUUUUUAGACCCGACACAGUUCACUCGCAGGGUAGCACAAAGGAACGGGCGAAGCAAAAGCUCCAUGAUAUUAGUGGCGGUUUCCAUAGACAUUCUGCUUCGACCCACAGCCAUCACUUGCGGAUGAGAAGAGACUCCUUCUCUGACUCUGGUAGCGACAACGAAAUCAAGAGCGAGGGCAAGCCGAAGCGGUUCCGACAAACCCGAGCCGGAACUAUUUCUAGCCACACCAACGACCUGCUUGAGAAGCAGAUGCUAGAGAUGAUUGCCCAAGAAGCCAAGCAACGACUCUCCCAUGUUACCGAGAACGAGGCCGAGUAUAUGCAAGCUGGGAGCUCUACAACACCAGAGCACAGUUUGCAUUCGAAGCGAAACAGUAAUAGGAAGUGGUCCCUUACAGAUCCAAGUGAUUCUGACCACCGAUCUCUCCGUGAAAGAGCUCAAAUGGAGUCUUUGCCCGGGUACCAACUUGAGAAAGUCGAUAGCGGAGGCUUGAGACGUCCAAGACAGUUCUUGGACGAUGCUGAUUCGCCUCAACCAAUGUCCCCGGAACUGAACCCGAUUCCGUACACCCUCCCUGGUCUACCGCCCGGCUUGGAAUUAUCUGCACCGUCUAGCCGCGCCUCAUCCCCAUCCAGGAAUCCCUUCUCCAAAGUGAAGCGGGCCUUCCGUGAGAAGGGUCGUGAGGAGGCCCCUGAGCCCCAACUAUACGAAGCCGAAGAUUCAGAUAACCGGUCUUCUGUUCCUGAGCCCAACUCUGUCGAGGGCAGGACUUGGCCGGAACGGCUUCCUUCCACUUCCCGGCCCGCUCUGGACGGCCACAAGCAUCACCGCAGUACUAGUGUAAGGCUCAGGAGCGACGAUCAAAUCGGAUUGCGCGGAAUGUUCAAGGGACCUCGGAUUGACACAGUGAUCCGUGGUGGGGUUUCAAGGCUGGGCGACAUGCUGUGGAAGAAGGACAGCGCAUUUGAUACUCCACCUGAAGCAUUCUCCGAUGAGUCUGAGAGCGAGCAGCAAAGGGGACGCGCAAGGCUCUCCCUCACUCUGUCUCGAACAAACUCCAAACGGAACAAUGAGCCUCAACAGAACCAAAAGCAUUUCCUGGACACGAUGCCUCAAUUCCAGCCUGUGUCAGAGGUAUAUGGAAAGCCUAGCAUGGCUCGGGCACCGGAGAGCGGCAUACAGAGCGCUCAGUCAUCUCGUCUAAAUCUUAUCAAGCCCUCAGGAUUGGAUGUGCCGAACACUACAGCCUCUGCACCCCGUCGUACAGUCGAGGAAGUUCUGGCCGCCAACGUCGAAGCAUCAGAAUCAGAGUCGUUCCAAGAAAGCGCGCCAGACGGCUCUCGAGCUGGAGACAAGAUGCCCAAGACAGUGACACCAAUGGUCAGGUUCAACGAGCCCGACAACUUUAGGAGUCGAAAGUGGUCGAUUGUCGAUCAGAUCCACCCGGGAGAGGGCCAGUUCUCAAAGCGAGAAAUUGCCCGAUUACGAACCCUUAUUUUGACCUCUGGUAUCAAGGCCAUGGAAAUAGCUCGUCGAGCCCAAGAGGCCAAGAAGCCUCUCGCCAGGGGUAGUUUGUUAGCUCCAGGCCUAUCUGCACGGUCCAAUAUUGCAGGUGUGCCGUGGGCAGAAAUCGCGAAGCUUACGCCCAAAGCUUCAUUGCCGUCUGAUCAGGAGAUUCCAUACCGCGACCACUACCCCCUGGCGAGCCAAACGCUAAGAAUUGCAAUUGAAACAGAGGUCGAGCGGUGGCAAAUGUCGUCAGAUACUUUCACCGGUCAAACACGGCCGAAACUGGAAGAGCGUAUCUGGUGUGUCCGCUCUCGCAUUGCAGAUGAGCUCUCGGGCAUGACCGGAGAGGCAGCGGACCAAGCUGAUGAAACUGGCAAGGAUCUGGCCCUGGGGCAGUUGCUCAAGAUCAAGCGGGUUAUUGACUUGAUCGAGGAGCUCAGUCGGAACCGACGCAGACGAUUCAGAUGGCUUCGCCGCGGCAUGUGGUCGAUUGUUGAGUGGGUGCUCGUCGGGUUCAUGUGGUACGUCUGGUUCGUCGUCACUAUCUUCCGGAUCAUCCUGGGACUGGGACAAGGCGCAUGGAGUGGCGUUAGGUGGCUGCUAUGGUUGUAGAGCACGCGAGAGUGUGCGAGAGGAGAUGAAGCAACGAGUUGAUGAGCAUGCGAUACAGCGUGGCGCAUUGCUGGGCGUAUACUUUUUAUGCGUGGGGUUGAAUGCGUUCUCUCGUAGUCCCCUUCACCCCGACCAUCAUUAUUCUCAUUUUUAUUGGAUACCUCACUCAACUGGGAGUCUGGUUUUGAUACCCCUAUGUAUUCGAGGAAGGGAGUGGAGGAAGCAGCAUGGCAUCUGGCAUUGGCAUUGGCAUAGCGUAACGCGGCGACAGCAUAGCCUUGGUGUACAACUUUUGACGGGAUGGUGUUUUUUUCUUUCUUUCACAUGUCUGUAACUUAUUUAAUCGCCAGGAGAGUUUUUC